AUGGACCCCACUCAAGCUGGACCUUCGAGUCCCAAACUCCAAAGUUCUUCAGAACCAGGUGCAUCUACUCCUUCCCCACCUAUAUUCGCUUCUAUAGGAACGGUUUUGAUCGACGCCUUCGAUUCGCCACCUCGCCCUAUUCUAGAUGUCGAACCUGCACCUGAAGCUUCAACCGAUUCGUCCGCUCUUACGAAAGGAAUAACAGGCUUACCUACACCGCCUACACCCAAUACCGAUACUCCAUCUAGUUCUACGUCUACUAUUCCUCAACCACAGACGAAAUCCUUUUUUCGGCCCAUCGCUGUCCCGAGCGUUUCGAACUUGGUCACUCCCAAGACCUCACCUGUACCUUCUGCUGGACCCUCCACACCGCAAUUAUCCCUCGAUGAUAUCCCGAUCCCAAAUGCAGAUGAGGUCUAUGAGAUGUUAGGUGGUGGAGGGCUUUAUGCUCUUGUAGGUGCCAGAUUAUGGGUGACACCUGAUAAAUUACGUACUUUGGUGGAUAGAGCGCCAGAAGAGGAGGAGUCGGAUGUUCCAAAAGAAGCGGAGGAUAAGCUUAAUGCGUUGGGGGAAGAUAUAUGGGUAUGGAAUAGGGGUAAAGGGACGAAGAUGACUAGAGCGAGAAUACGGUAUGAAGGUGAUGUUAGAUUCUUUCAACACGUUGUCAAAGCUCCUCAUCGAACGAUGAAGCAAUUAUUGGAUUCUCCUCUUUGUGGAGCAGAAUAUCUGCAUAUAAGUCCACCUUGGUCACCUGAAGACGUCUUCGGAUUACUGGACGAAAUGAACUCUCUCAAGCAGAAAAAGUCAAAUGGUAAUUCGGAUAUCAACACUACUUGGGAACCGAAGAUAGUAUUUGAACCUACUCCACCAUCAUGUCAUCCAGGACAAAAAGAAUGGUUGGAAAAGAUCGUACCGUUUAUCGAAGUUUUAUCACCUAAUCACGAAGAGAUUUUCUCCAUACUUGGCAUAUCACCUAUGAAGAUCACCGAUCCUCGACUCCUUACCACCGUAGAAGAAGUCAUCAAGCAUUUUAUCUAUACCAUUGGAAUAGGGAAGAAUGGUAAGGGAAUCAUGAUUGUAAGAUGUGGUAAAUUGGGUUCAUGUGUGGGUACGAGAGACAAAGGGUUGAAAUGGUGUCCUGCCUACUUCCAAGAGGGAGAGAGUAAAUCGAAAGUCAAGGAUGUAACUGGUGCCGGGAACUCCUUCUUGGGCGGUUAUUGUGCAGGAUUGAGUUUGACGAAUAAUGAUCCAUAUGAAGCAUUACUCUACGGUACAGUAUCCGCAUCAUUUGUCAUUGAGCAAUUCGGUCUUCCGACUCUCACUCGAAGUGAUGGUGUGGAGAAGUGGAAUGACGAUAGUCCACAGAAACGAUUAGAGAUUUUACGAAGACGAGUAGAUUCCUAA
This is a messenger RNA of Kwoniella botswanensis, 1404 nucleotides long. RefSeq lists its product as uncharacterized. The coding region runs from base 1 to 1404 and encodes 467 amino acids. The record is from RefSeq and is a predicted model, not a curated record. The transcript has 6 exons. NCBI's taxonomy places the organism in Eukaryota, Fungi, Basidiomycota, Tremellomycetes, Tremellales, Cryptococcaceae.